AAGCCCUAAGGAGGAGCGUGAUGAUUUGUUUUUAUUGCUUCUUAAAAACAAACGUGACAAAAUCAACAUGUCAAUACACGAUUUUAUAAUGCUGUAUUGCAAAUCGAAAGUAGACACUUAACUUGUGAUAGAACAGAGUGCGUUUUAAACUCGGAAAUUUGUAUGUUGGUUAUCUUAUUUGUUAUUUUAUAACUUUUCAAUGGCAAAGAGCAGCAAUUGAUGGCAUUAGCCGAAGUAACAUGUCAGAAAAAUUCAAUACACUGUCAAAGACGUAUUUUAUAGCGUUAUUUAACUUAUUUUUCUUGACACUUUCAAAUACGUCGGCAAUCACAACAGAAGUGUUACCGACACCGCAACUAACGCGUUCAGAAAUGACAAAAACAACGUCAACUAAUACGACAAAAACAACGAUUUUAUUAGGGAUGGCGACAAAUUUAACGAUGUCUACAGUGGUCGCUACAGAUGUUGCGGUGUCAAAUGUAGCAACCACGUUGCCGGUACCUUAUUCAAUUUUUAUAACAGACAUUAAACGCACAAGCACAAAAGAGAGACGAACACCAUUAACAUAUCAAAUGAACUCAUAUUCCAAACUGUUGACACAGUCCGCGCUAUUCACACAGUUCACACAUCGCGCGCUGUACACGCAGCUUACACAGUUUGCACAGUUCACACAGACCACGCAGUACCCAUAUUUCACGCAGUUAGCACAAACUACGCAGCUUACACAGACUACACAGUUCACACAGACCACGCAGUUACCGCAAACCACACAGACAGUAAGAACCAGCACUAUAAAACCUACAGAGUGUCCAUCGUACGACUGCUCUUCGUGUGAACACGGCUACGUAAACUUUACGAGCAAAUGUCCUUCUUGUAAAUGUAAAGAUGAUCCUGACUUUGAAUCGAAACGAGCAAGUUUGAUAGUUGUUGCUGGUAUAUUACCAGGACUUCUUCUCCUGUUCUGUAUUUGUUUGACUGUCCCCAAAGUAUGCGCAGCCAAUCAGAGGCGAAAACAAAGAAAAGAAUUACAAACGCCGGAAGGACACAAGUUUUCACGCAAUUUGGUUUUACAAAAUAUGAAUACAGUUGACGAAGCAGGUGGCACGUGAUUCGCAACCUGCUGCCCAACCCUCUAAUCAAAGCUAGAUACAAUACAAAGUUGCACACACACACGUACACACACAUUUGUAAAUAGGUUACAAAAUAGUUAUGGACAAAACUGGAUGAUAUAAACAGUGGAAUAUAAUAGGUGGAAAACCAGAACCAUAAGCGACUCUUUCAUAUAAUAAACUUCCGCCUUUUUGAUUGCAUAUGUAGCGCCCACUAGAGGGCGGGAAAUAUUUGAAUAUAGGAUAGGUUGGUAUAUAGUAAUACAAAGUACAAGUUGUAUAUUUUUGAAGCAUUGUUAGCACAAAGCCGCAAUUUAUUAGCCAUUUUGAUCAGAUAAAAUACGUUUGACAA
This is a messenger RNA of Hydractinia symbiolongicarpus, 1461 nucleotides long. RefSeq lists its product as uncharacterized. Bases 240 to 1109 code for a protein of 289 amino acids. The record is from RefSeq and is a predicted model, not a curated record. NCBI's taxonomy places the organism in Eukaryota, Metazoa, Cnidaria, Hydrozoa, Anthoathecata, Hydractiniidae. The transcript has 5 exons.